This is a messenger RNA of Ochotona princeps (American pika), 908 nucleotides long. It is a transcript of the gene TSEN15, whose product is annotated as tRNA splicing endonuclease subunit 15. Bases 1 to 549 code for a protein of 182 amino acids. The transcript is spliced from 5 exons. The record is from RefSeq and is a predicted model, not a curated record. NCBI's taxonomy places the organism in Eukaryota, Metazoa, Chordata, Mammalia, Lagomorpha, Ochotonidae. Gene Ontology annotation, molecular function: nucleic acid binding. Gene Ontology annotation, biological process: tRNA splicing, via endonucleolytic cleavage and ligation.
AUGCAGGACGAGGAGGAGGAGCGCGGCGGCGGCCAGCGGGGACCUGACCAGCGGCGGCCUGGCGGGGACGGCGCGGCACCGGGAGCCCCGGCACCGGGAGCUGGCCAGGGCGGCGAGGCCGCGCGCCCCUGGGCCCCCGAGGACGCCUGGAUCGGCUCGCACCCCAAGUACGUGGAGAUGAUGGAGUUGGACAUUGGAGACGCUGCCCAGGUGUACGUGGCGUUCUUGGUCUACCUGGACCUCAUGGAGAGGCAGAGCUGGUAUGAGGUGAGCUGUGUGGGCCUGCGGGAGCUGCAGCUCCUCUGCCUGGUCGGCACGGAGACCCAGGGUGAGGGCCUGCAGACCAUCGUGCCCACACGCGUCUCAGCGUCCCUCAGCCACAACAGGAUCAGGGAGAUCUUGAAGGCAUCUCGGAAGCUGCGGGGAGACCCAGACUUGCCAAUGUCCUUCACUUUGGCCAUAGUGGAGUCAGACUCGACGAUCGUCUAUUACAGACUGACGGACGGGUUCACACUUCCGGACCCUCAGAAUGUGCCCCUUAGAAGAUGACUGGCACUGCUCACACUGCCCACGCAGGAUUCGCUCGGAGACCCCCGGCCCGCUCCAGCUUCACCUCCCACAGCAGGGGUGCCCCAGCCCAGGGGCUUCCUUCCCAGAGAACAGAGCCCUGCCAGGACGGGCCUUGGGGAGUGUUAGAGGAGGGGGCUGGAGAAUGGCUUGGUGGGGCCAGGGUCACCCACAGCUGUGCGGCUGCUGCCAGGCUGGGCUCCAGGGUGUCUGGGCUGCCCUCUGGCUCCGCCCCUCAGCAGACUCUCAAACCCCUGAGCCCGGAGUGGGCUUCUGUCCCAGCUGCGCCCUCCCAGGGAGGACAGGCUCUUACUCUGCUGAAGCCCGCCCGUCCCUCACUG